Scylla paramamosain (green mud crab) is the source of this 3919-nucleotide messenger RNA. RefSeq names its product RNA polymerase II-associated factor 1 homolog (gene atms). The transcript has 11 exons. Gene Ontology annotation, biological process: transcription elongation by RNA polymerase II. Gene Ontology annotation, cellular component: Cdc73/Paf1 complex. NCBI's taxonomy places the organism in Eukaryota, Metazoa, Arthropoda, Malacostraca, Decapoda, Portunidae. Gene Ontology annotation, molecular function: chromatin binding; RNA polymerase II complex binding. The record is from RefSeq and is a predicted model, not a curated record. Bases 111 to 1847 code for a protein of 578 amino acids.
UUGAGGCAGCAUGGCGUCGGUUUGUUAUUGUUCUGAGGUGCGUAGCGGUCGGCCCUACUCUUGGGUAAAUACUAGUGAUUUGUGGCAGUUCCCGGUGAGUUGAGGGAAAGAUGCCGCCCACAGUGAACCAGGCGCACUCCGUGGAUAGAGAUAAGAGACCACGCACUGGGGAAAGAAGCCAUCCCCAGCAGGAACCGAUACACAUACGAAGAUCAGACCUGGUGAGUCGGGUCAAGUACUGCAACACUCUGCCAGACAUUCCCUUCGACCCAAAGUUCAUCAAUUACCCCUUUGACUCAAACAGGUACGUGCGCUACAAACAGACUUCGCUGGAGAAGAACUACAAAUAUGAAGUGCUGACAGAACAUGACCUUGGGGUGACCAUUGACCUCAUCAACCCCGACGCAUACACCCCUGUUCCUGGCGCACAGCUGCACCCCACAGACGAGAAGCUACUGGAGGACGACAUUCUCACCCCACAGGAUGCCAAGAGGUCCCGCCACCACCAUGUCAAUGUGUCUUGGCUGCGGCGCACUGAGUACAUCUCCACAGAGCCCACUCGCUUCCAGCCACAGACCAAUGAGAAGAUUGAGGCCACUGUUGGGUUUGCCACACGCAGGAAGAAGGUCACUGACGAGAACGUGUACACGGACAGAGAAAGUCAGCUGGCGGCCAUCGAGAAGACCUUCAGGGACGUCAAGAAGAAGCUGGUGCACCACUACAGCAAGCCUGGCGUCACGGCUGUCGAGGAGUUCCCUGUCUUUCCAGACUUCUCCCUCUGGAAGUACCCAUGUGCCCAGGUCAUCUUCGACUCAGACCCGGCCCCUGUUGGUCGCCCUAUGCCGGCCCAGCUUGAGGAGAUGUCUCAGGCUAUGAUUAGGGGUGUCAUGGACGAGAGCGGCGAGCAGUUUGUGGCUUACUUCCUGCCGACAGAAGACACACUGGUGAAGAGGAAGAAGGACCAGGAGGAGGGCGUGGAGUACCAGGAGGAAGAGCAGUAUGACUACCUAAUGGCGCGCGAGUACAACUGGAAUGUCAAGAAUAAGGCGUCCAAGGGAUACGAGGAAAACUACUUCAUGGUGAUGCGUAACGAUGGGGUGUACUACAACGAGCUGGAGACAAGGGUGCGUCUGAGCAAGAGGCGACUGAAGCAGGGACAGCAGCCCAACAAUUCCCGCCUGGUGGUGCGUCAUCGGCCUCUCAACGCACACGAACACAAGACUCAACGCUUCAGGGAGAGGAUGCUGGAACCCCCCGGCGAAGAGGAGGAAGAGGAGGAGGAGGAGGAAGAAGAGGAAGAGGAAGAGGAGGAGGAGGAGGAAGAAAUGGAGGUGGAUAACAAUGAGAAUGAUAAAGGUUCCCAGGGAGGAGGCACCCCUAUGGAUGACAAUGAGGGGAGUGAGAGGUCAAGGUCAAGAUCCAGGUCAAGAUCACAUAGCAAGGAGCCAGCACGCAGCAGAUCUGGGUCAAGGUCAGCCUCCAGGUCACGGUCGAGAUCGAGGUCAAGGUCAGCUUCAAGGUCGAGGUCAAGGAGCAAAUCUAAGUCCAGAUCUCGCUCAAGGUCGUCUUCAGGAGGGUCCCGCGGCUCCCGUGGCUCUCGCUCUGCCUCCCGCUCUCGCUCUCGUUCUCGUUCUCGCUCUCGUUCCAAGUCAGCAUCCCGCACUCCCUCAGGUCGUUCUGGCACAGCAUCUCCAGCCAGCUCGGACAGGUCAGCAAGGUCUGCAAGAUCAGGUCGGUCCAGCAGGAGGAGUGGCAGCGGCACUCCCCGCCGCCCCCCAGCCUCCCCACGGCACUCCGGCUCUGAGUCACGCUCCUCAGACUCCGGCUCCGGCUCUGACUCUGACUAGUUUUGCUUUUGUGUCUGGGAAGUGAAGUUAGUGUUUGUUAUUACAUUUUUUUUAUUUAUUUUUCUUUAUUUUGAUUUGAUGACGAGGUUUGGUUAGUCUCUAGUAUUUGUGAAACUGUCGUUUUGUUAUUAUUAUCAUUGUUUAUGAAAUUAAGACCUUGUGAUUAUCAAACUCUGUAAUCAUUGUAGCACUUCUGACCGGAUAACUGAUUGUGGAUGCGUGUGGAUGAGUGUGUGGUGCUUUGUCUGGGCCAACCCAUGUGGGAUUGCUGGCCCACUACAGUAUAUGAGACCAUAUUCUCAGACAUUUCUGUGCUGCCCCUACACUGCAUUCAAAAGGCUCUUGUUGAAGCUCCACUUGAUUUUUAGGGUGUUUUUAUGUUUUAGUGUCAGAACAACAAGAAUACUAUAUUAAUAACAAGAGAAAUGCUCUUUAGAACCUUGAUGAUAUACUCUGUGGCCUUUGAAAAUAAUUGUGGUGAGAGGGCAGAGUGUUUUUGAAUACAAGCCAUGAUGGAUAGAUGAAUGUUUGUACUUCCGACAGGAAAACUUAUUAUUAUCAUUAUUGUUAUUAUUAUUAUUAUUAUUAUUAUUAUUAUUAUUAUUAUUAUUAUUAUUAUUAUUAUCAUUAUCAUUAUUAUUAUUAUUAUUAUUAUUAUUAUUAUUAUUAUUAUUAUUAUUAUUAUUAUUACACUGGAACCUCAUUUCACGAAUGUUCCUGUUCACAAAUAAAUUGGUGAAUAGAUUUUUUUACAAUUUUUGCAUUGGUUCAUGAACAUUAUCUUGAUGUCCAAACACUAAAAUUUGAUGGCUGGGAGACUUGCCAGUGUAUGAUAAUCACCUGCAAGUUACAACAGGAUGAUGGAUGUGUGCAUUGAUUAUAGACCCUUGCCAAGGGGACUAGGCAGCAUCUGGGGUUGCAUUAACAAAGAUUCUCAACUAUAGAAGUUUGACUCAGACCAACUCUUAUGUCUAGAGUUGUGCUUAACUUCCCAAGUUGCGCUUAGUCUAAAUCUUAAAUUUGUGACAUAUUUGGCGGGAGAUGCAUUUGAUGACCUUGGACCACCAUGUGUCCUGUUGUUGGAGUGUCUCAUUUACCUCCUUAGUAAGUGUCCCAUGCAGCUUUUUUUAAUGCUGCUGAAUGAGUGAAGCCUUUCAGGCUACAUCUUUCCUCAUAUACUGACUGGACAAGGUAAGAAAGUCUCACCAUUGGUCCAGCUGGGUUUCCUGUACUGGCCUUUUCAGCCUUAGAUGUCAUCAUCUCCUCCAUCCUAAAGAAAAAGAACAUGAAAGGAGGCACUGCUGAGUGGAAGUGGCAGAGCAAUGCUGAGUCAAGGACAUAAACACUGAGACAAAUAAAAGCGCCUUGUGUGGGGAUCUAAUUUGCUUGUUAAUAAACACAAAUUUGUGCACUCAUAUCCUAACAAAACCUAUGGCAAAUUUUUUGUUUUGUUUUCUAAUCCAAAAAACGUAAAAAGAUUGCGCUAUUAACUCGAAAUUGAGAAAUAUAAGAUUUUUCUUUUGCUCUUUCACUAUUUCAUACUGGGGCUUAAGUGUUCAUCUCGGAACAACUUUAAGACUGCUUAAGAGAUGAGCACAAGUCUAAGCAGAAGGCUGAGCAAACUGAGAAUCUUUGUUAAUACAGCACCUGAUCUUGCAGCUUCCUGCAGUUACUGUAGUUUCAUUCUACAUUCUUUGUCACAGAAAAACAUUUUAAAAAGGGAAAAAACUAAUGCUUCCGAGGCUGAAACAGAUUAAUUUUAUUCACAUUAAUUUCAGUGAGAAAAAAUUUUUUGGUAUGUGAACAUUUUGGUUCAUGAACUGAGUCAUAGAAUGGAUUAAGCUUGUGAACUGAGGUUCCAGUAUUAUUAUUAUUAUUACUACUACUACUACUACUACUACUACUACUACUACUACUAUUAUUAUUAUUAUUUAUAUAUAUUUAUUUAUUUAUUUAUUUAUUUUUCUGAUGAAUGUCUGUGCUUGUAAGAGAAAUCUGUACUGAAAGGAAAUAAUGGCAUUAGUUUUUUUGACAAAUUGGUGUAAUAAAAACAAAAUAAAACAUUUUCCACA